This is a messenger RNA of Microdochium trichocladiopsis, 1808 nucleotides long. Its product is annotated as maltose permease. Gene Ontology annotation, molecular function: carbohydrate:proton symporter activity. The transcript has 2 exons. The record is from RefSeq and is a predicted model, not a curated record. NCBI's taxonomy places the organism in Eukaryota, Fungi, Ascomycota, Sordariomycetes, Xylariales, Microdochiaceae. Gene Ontology annotation, biological process: carbohydrate transport; transmembrane transport. The coding region runs from base 130 to 1713 and encodes 527 amino acids. Gene Ontology annotation, cellular component: membrane.
GAAUAUGGAUAUAAACUCACACGCGUUCCCCAGAUUCCUCCAUGAUGCCCUCGAUAUCGCCAUUGGCUUCUCUCCGAGGACAACGUACGCCGCCGACUUUGCGCCAGGGCUCGCAACUUGUUCGAAAUCAUGACCGCCGCCACUGCUGACGACAAAACUUCCGGCGAGCCCAUGGCGGCCGAGGUUACUCACCACCACUGCGUCGACAAGGACACGCCUGUCGAGAACGCCAUCGGACAAGAACACGAGCUCACCCUGGGCCAGGUAUUUAGGCACCACAAAGCAGUUGCCUGGUGGUGUUUCUACUGGGCCAUGUGUGCUGUCGGUUGGGGUUUCGAUGCGCAGAUCAACGGCGCCAUGAUAGCCGUGGCAGCUUUCAGGCGCGACUUUGGCUACGUACUCGACGGCGAAGCGAUCCUCCCGGCGGAUUGGCAGACGGCAUUCAACAUGAUCAGCACCGUAGGCCAGUUCUUUGGUGGAUUUCUCUGCAGCUGGCUUGCCGACCGCAUUGGCCGCAAGAACUCGCUUGGCCUCGGCAUCCUCCUCUGCACUGGCGGCGCCAUAGGAGAGAUCCUCUCCCACACCCGCCCGGCGUUCCUCGGCUCGAAGCUGGUUUUGGGUGUCGGCCUCGGCUUCUACCUGACCCUUGCGCCCUUGGCUUGCAGUGAGAUUGCGCCGGUUGCCCUUCGCGGCUAUGCCACAGCUGGUAUCAACCUAGGUAUUGCCAUUGGUCAGCUCCUGUCAAACGCCGUCGUCAAGGCUUUUGGCGAACGUGACGAUCGCUGGGCGUACGCCGGCCCCUUCGCCACUCAGCUGUUCUUCGUUGCCUUCCUUGUCGCAUUCCUGCCCUUCGCCCCCGAGACGCCGUGGUACCUCGCACGCAAGGGAAAGAGAGAGCAAGCACUGAAGGAGAUCCGCAAGUUAUUUGGCAGCGAAUACGAUGCUGAGAAGAGACUGCUGGCUCUUAUGGCCACAAUCGACGAGGAAGCAUCAAGCCAGAGCAAGGAGCUGGGCUUCAUCGACUGCUUCCGGGGCACCAACAGGCUGCGGACGGGAAUCUCCACCGGCGUCUUCUUGUGCCAGCACCUUGUGGGUAUCGUCUUUGUGCUGGGCUACUCGACCUACUUCUUCCAGCUUGCCGGCUUCCAGCGUUCCAAAUCGUUCGACCUCGGUGUCGGCGUGACUGCCUGCGGUGUCUUCGGCAAUAUCGUCAGCUGGUUCGUGGUGGAGCGGUACGGCCGCCGGCUGGUCUUCAUCUCUGGUAUGGGCACCUUGACUUUUAUCCUGCUGCUCAUCGGUAUCAUGGACGUGGUGCCCACAAGCGCAGCCAGCUGGGUGCAAGCUUCUGUCACGGUCAUUUAUGCCUUCGUCUACUUUCUCACCAUCGGGGCCAUGGCCUUUGCUGUCCUUGGCGAGACCUCGAGCACCGUGCUGCGUGCCAAGACCAUCUCCCUGGCCACGGCCACUCAGGCAAUCUGUGGCCUGGUCAUGAAUGCCGCCAUUCCGUACAUGGUCAACCCAGACCAGGCCAACCUGCGUGGCAAAGUGGGCUUCAUCUUUGGCGGAUUGGCGUUCAUCGCUACUGUUGGCAGUUGGAUCUAUGUUCCUGAGCUCAAGGGAAAGACUUUUGGUGAGAUUGAUCGUCUCUUUGCCGCUAAGGUGCCUCCACGGAAGAUGGGCAAUUAUGGCGGGCGUGAAGAGACUUCCCAUUGAGACCGCGCUUGUUCUGGCGAUGCUCCUGCAUCUCCACAUAGUUUUCAAGCGAUGAUGUACAGAUACUGAGUGAUACUAAUGUUGACUACUUGAAC